GGGUUUAAGCUUUCUUCUCCAUUGUCGUUCAGAGAGAGAGAGAGAGGAAUCAUGGCCGACAACAAAAGUAGUGUGAAGUACGAAGAAACUGUCCGACCGGAAGACGAAGAACUAGUAGAACAAGAAACCGACGAAGAAGAAGAAGAAGAUGAAGAAGAGUGGGAUGACUGGAAUGAAGAAGAAGAAGGAGGAAAUGAUUCGUCUUCUAUAAUAAAGUGCUUGUUCUGUGAUUACGCAUUCGAUCACAGCCGUUCUCUGUUCGAUCACUGCAUUUCCAUUCACCAUUUUGAUUUUCCGACCAUCAGACGAUCCCUCUCUUUGGAUUUCUACUCCUCCUUCAACCUCUUCAAUUACAUCCGCUCUCUGGUCGCAGAAAACAGAUGUUGGAGUUGUGGGCUGACCUGUCAGUCCAACCUAGAUCUUCAGUCUCAUUUGCAUGAACCGCUAAGUCUUGAAGAAAUCAAACCUCGUUGGAACAUCGAAGCGUAUCUAAAACCUUUUUUACAGGAUGAUCCGCUCUUGUACAGUUUCACUGAAGAUGAUGAUGAAGAUAUUGCUGAGAAAGACGAUGAUGAUGAUAACGACAAUGAGCUUACAACUAUUGUGAGGAAUUGUGAAGAGAUUCGCAUUGAUCAUGAGAUUUACAGCGAAACGGAAAAUGUUGCUUCUGCUUCGGAUAAUCAUUACGAAAUGAUAAGUUCUUCUGCGGAGAGUGGCAUUGAUUGUCCAGGCGACAAAAAGUCAAGGGCUUAUUUUCGGAGGCAUGUAGCAAAGGACGUGAAGAAUGCAAAUGAAGAUUACUUUGGGUCAUAUAGUUCAUUUGGCAUCCAUAAAGAGAUGCUUAGUGAUAAGGUAAGAAUGGACGCAUACAGGCAAGCUAUUUUGGACAAUCCGUCUCUCAUAAGUGGUGCAGUUGUGAUGGAUGUGGGUUGUGGAACUGGCAUACUCAGUCUCUUUGCUGCCCAAGCUGGUGCAUCAAGGGUAAUUGCAGUUGAAGCAAGUGAGAAGAUGGCUGCAGUAGCUACCGAGAUAGCAAGAGAAAAUGGCCUUUUGCGGGGUAAAAGUUCAAGCGAUGGCACUAGCAAAUGCAUUGGAUUGGUAGAAGUUGUUCAAUGUAUGGUUGAGGAGGUUGAUAAAAAAAUACGUAUUGAACCUCAUACUGUUGAUGUAUUAUUAAGUGAAUGGAUGGGAUAUUGCCUACUAUACGAGUCAAUGCUUAGUUCUGUGCUCUUCGCACGGGAUCGGUGGUUGAGACCUGGAGGUGCGAUGCUUCCUGACACGGCAACUAUUUUUGCUGCUGGAUUUGGAAAAGGUGGCACGAGUCUUCCGUUUUGGGAAAAUGUGUAUGGUUUCAACAUGUCCUGCAUUGGCAAGGAACUUGUUGGAGAUGCAGCUCGAAUUCCUAUAGUCGAUACCGUAGAAGGUCAUGAUUUAGUAACGAAUGCUGCUGUUUUGAAGACGUUUGACUUGGUGACGAUGAGACCAGAAGAAGUAGAUUUUACUGCAAGCAUUGUGUUAGAACCUAGCUUGAGCAAUGCAGAAAGCAGCUUGUUAGAUUUGGAAUCCAAGACAAGCUGGUGUUAUGGGGUUGUCUUGUGGUUUGAGACUGGUUUUACUGGCAGGUUUUGCAAAGAAAUGCCGGCAGUUUUAUCCACUUCUCCUCACACCCCAAAGACACAUUGGUCUCAAACAAUCUUAACAUUCCGGGAACCAAUUGCCAUUGCUGCAGGAAAAUCAGAUGUUCACAGAUCGGCAGCAAUCGGUACUGAUGGCUGUCCCGCUACUAAUAUCAGUCUGCGCAUUAGCAUUGUCCGUGCGUCUCAACAUCGCAGCAUUGACAUUUCUAUGGAAACUUCUGGUGUUGGCCCCGAUGGUCGAAAACGAAGUUGGCCAGUGCAGUUGUUUAAUUUAUAAUAGCUACCAAGUUUUAAACCAAGCUUGUGCUUUUUCGUGUCUGCUUUAGUUAUUUCAUUGUCUUCUUGGUAUUCUUUUCUAUUAAGGUUCUUGAUGGAAAAUGAUUCAAUAUUUUGUCGUGAAAAUUGAUUAAAAUAUUUUUACAAUGUCUCGUGUGGAAGAAAAUUCGGACUAAGGUACAUUUGUGUCAUGAAAGCCCUCCUCGUUGAAUCUUUGACAGCCGCCAGUGGGAGAAUGAGUUGACCUACUGACGAAUAUCGUGGGUUACCUGUCCGAAGGUUUGGAUUGAGAUUCCAAGUCUAAAAACAUUUGUUCCUCUGGCUCUGGGUAAGUUGUUCAGCGGUCGUAGCGAAGAAUACCAAAAGUUAUACAAGUUGGAAUGCUUAGCGACGCACUGAACGACAUCAAUGACAAGUAGAAGACUAUCUUCUAUUGUAGUUUGUAUUUCCUCUUCUUAUUUAUUAUUAUUAUUAUUCUUAUUUAUUU
Molecule: messenger RNA, 2400 nt
Organism: Morus notabilis
Lineage: Eukaryota; Viridiplantae; Streptophyta; Magnoliopsida; Rosales; Moraceae
Product: probable protein arginine N-methyltransferase 3
Exons: 7
Coding region: 52-1914 (620 amino acids)
Biological process (GO): peptidyl-arginine methylation
Molecular function (GO): protein-arginine N-methyltransferase activity
Source: RefSeq, a predicted model, not a curated record